ACCAAGUAACCAGGUAACCAGUCACACCAGCAGGUGCAUUCAGGAGCUUCGUGGGACAGAUGGAGUCCGAAGAAAACCUAAUCAACGUUUUUCUGCUGGUGCUGAUCGCAUCCCACUUGACUGUGGUGGGUCCUUCUGCCCCCGAGCAGGGCUGGCAGGUGUACAGCUCAGCCCAGGACCCUGAGGGACGAUGUGUCUGUACGGUUGUGGCUCCGCAGCAGUCCGUCUGCUCCAGAGAUGCCAGAACCAAGCAGCUCAGACAGCUGUUGGAGAAGGUUCAGAACAUGAGCCAGUCCAUUGAGGUCCUGGACCAGAAGACACAAAGAGAUCUGCAGUUUUUGGAGAAGAUGGAGGUUCAGCUGAAGGGUCUGGAAAACAAGUUCAAACAAGUGGAAGACGGACACGAGAGCAACGUGGCCCGACAGUACAAGUCCAUCAAAGCAAAGAUGGAGGAGUUACGUCCUCUUGUCCUGGUCCUGGAGACCUACAAGAAGGACGCGUUGCUGGUCCGACAGUUCAAGGAGGAGGUGGCCAAUGUGACGGAGUUGCUGGGAUCUCUUCAGGAACAACUGGGAGGUCUGGACUACCAGGAGCUCCACGGUCGAGUCAUGGACCUGGAGAACCGGCUCAGGGCCUGCAUGCAGAGGCUGGCCUGUGGGAAGCUGACAGGGAUCUCUGAGCCAAUCACCAUCAAGACGUCUGGAUCCAGGUUCGGAUCAUGGAUGACCGACCCGCUCGCCCCGGCUGGAGACAGCAGAGUGUGGUACUUGGACGGUUACCAUAACAACCGCUUCGUGAGGGAGUACCAGUCCAUGAGCGACUUCAUGACGACGGAGAACUUCACUUCCCACCGCCUGCCUCACCCCUGGUCCGGCACUGGUCAGGUGGUCUACAACGGGUCCAUUUACUUCAACAAGUUCCAGAGUCACACGAUCAUCAGGUUCGACUUCAGCUCGUCGCUCAUCAGCCGGUCCCGCCAGCUGGACUUCGCCGGCUACAACAACAUGUACCACUACGCCUGGGGGGGGCACUCCGACAUCGACCUCAUGGUGGACGAGGGGGGGCUGUGGGCCGUCUACGCCACCAAUCAGAACGCAGGGAACAUCGUCCUCAGCCAGUUGAACCCCAACACGCUGCAGAUCAUCCGCAGCUGGUCCACCAACCACCCCAAACGCAGCGCUGGAGAGGCCUUCAUGAUCUGUGGGACCCUGUACGUCACCAACGGGUACUCGGGGGGAACCAAGGUGUACUACGCCUACUCCACCAACUCCUCCACCUACGAGUACAUCGAUAUUCCACUGGCCAAUAAAUACAGCCACCUGUCCAUGCUGGACUACAACCCCCGAGACCGGGCGCUGUACGCCUGGAACAACGGCCACCAAGUCCUCUACAACGUGACCCUGUUCCACAUCAUUCAGUAACGCACUGCGUACUAAGCUAGGGACGUUAGCCUCGCUUAGCACGGAGCGUCCCUGUCUCUGGGGACGUUAGCUUAGCUUAGCACGGAGCGUCCAUGGAGCUCAGGUGUUGUUAGUCCUUCAACAGGUCCAGAGCAACAACUUCACUCAGAGGUCAGAAUAUGAGGUUCAUCAAUGGUUCAUCAAGAGUUUCAGUUAAAGCUAAAACCACAAUGUUUAGAUUUGAUAUUUAAAGUUUCUCUCUGCUUCAGUCUUGGUGCUAAGGUACGCGAAACACGUUCACUUAGAUCUUAUUUCAUUCAAUGUUUAAUUGGUUUUGUUGGGUUAAUUCACUAAAUAUUUGACACAAAAGCUUUUUGAAAAGUAAAUAAACGAAGAAUUGUCUUUCACAAGAACACUGACAUGAUAAUUAUGGGAUGUCUUUUCUUACUAUUGUGUAUGAUACAGAUUAAAAACAAUAUUUACUGUC
This is a messenger RNA of Pseudoliparis swirei, 1887 nucleotides long. RefSeq names its product noelin-like. The transcript has 6 exons. Bases 60 to 1421 code for a protein of 453 amino acids. Gene Ontology annotation, biological process: signal transduction. Lineage: Eukaryota; Metazoa; Chordata; Actinopteri; Perciformes; Liparidae. The record is from RefSeq and is a predicted model, not a curated record.